Molecule: messenger RNA, 2114 nt
Organism: Gloeophyllum trabeum ATCC 11539
Lineage: Eukaryota; Fungi; Basidiomycota; Agaricomycetes; Gloeophyllales; Gloeophyllaceae
Exons: 14
Coding region: 75-2114 (679 amino acids)
Source: RefSeq, a predicted model, not a curated record
AGAGCGCAUGUAAUCAUUAGAGCUGCGGAUGAAGCCUCUCUACUGACCCUCCCGCAACUCUGGCUCCACUGACAAUGCGGCCAGUGCUCAUCCUCUUCCUGAAGCGCUGGGCCCUGUGGAUCAAAGCACUUUCAGGUCGCGUGCUGCUGAAAGUCUUGGGGUGGCUGAGACCAUUGCUUCAAGGUUUCGGCAAUGGGCGCCGCGGAAAUGGGGAAAGCAAAAGGAGGCAUGAAAGUGAUCCCACUGACUCACCCAGGGCGCAUGACUAUGAAGGGGAUACGCCAUUGUACGAGCAAAACGUAGAGCUCGCUCAACUUGAGUUUACCGACGCCCAAUUGGAACAAGCGCGUUCAUUGCAGGUCUGUCCAAGCGGGUACGCUUCGUGCAGCGCUGUGCCUCCCAACUUGCCUUCAUCGCCUCGUGAUUCAUCUGCGCCUAUGGCUUCUUUGUCGGACAAGGACCAUGUCACGUCUUCCGGUACUCUAGCCGACAUGCCACUGGACGAUUCGCAUGCUCAGAAGGAGACGUUGCCACCGCAUAUUGGGCUCGUACGCACGAAGCCUGAAUUCGUGACCGCUAUAAGCACAUCCAGGAUCGCGCGAUACAACCGCGGAGACAAGAUACGUCCAAGGACCGAGGCCUACGACUUCAGAAUACCAGUAAAUAAGCCACAAGGCGUACAAGCGGCCACGGAUGCCAUACCUGGAGGAUGGAAGGCGUACGUUCAUCCGGAGGGUGCUCUGUACUUCUUUCAUGCAGAUCAGAGAAUUUUCACAGAAGCAGACGUUCGCGACUCCGACAUUCGCUCGUUCAUUGAUUCCUGUGUAUGUGAGAUCAAGUCCGUGCUAGAAGUAAGCGGCUUGGAACGCAUCCCGGGCAGUGAAUUGGCACUUGAAGUCCUGGAAGAACCUGACGCAGAUGGGAACGUGCACAGGACGUGCGGAUACUAUUUCGUCGACGUCUCUCUCAGAUCCUUGUUCUGGCUGGAGGAGUACGACGCGGCCUCCAUGCUGGUGGAAAUCGAAGGCGAAACUUCCGAGGACCAUAUCCGUUCGGAGCUGGAAGCGCGCUUUUGGAGCCACUGUGAAUUCUUUCCUGAGCCCCGGGACGUUCCGGACGAAUAUGUCAAGGAAUUGAUGGCUAUCUUGGUUCAUGCUAGCAUAGAUGGAAUCACUUCUUCUGCGUCCACAUACCCCUACAAUUACGAAGAUACGCUCAAAAUGAUGGACGUGAUUGAACGCCUUGGAUUUGCGGGUGUCGUCAAAGGUUACUCGGCAUGCGUCGUCAGCAGGCUCAUGGCAGUGUUCGCACAUGCCAGAUUUUUGGAUUAUCACGGGCAGCGCGGCGCACGCCUAGCACGAAACCAGAGCAUCUAUGACUAUGAAACUACAGUGGAGCACUCUCGAUCGUUUGUCCUGCUUUCCUACGUUCUCCUCUACACCCCCACUAGGUAUCUAUACAUGCUGGAGAAGAUGUGGGUCGACAAGGUCGUGAGCUUGUCCUCCUGGACUCGUUUCAACGAGCAGCUGCAGCAGGAAUGGAGUAACCUCUUAUUGACGAGCACAGUAAUGUUAACGGUGGAUAUCUCGUUCUUGGCUAUCCAGAGCGUGGACGUCGGCUCUGCAGAUGCCCCUCUACGGUGUGCAGCGCAGCUCGUGAUUUACAUAUCCACGCUCGCGAGUGCGGGAAGUAUCAUCCUUAGCCUGCUACUUCUGCGACAAGUGAUCGUUUCACGAGGGGAGAGCGAGAUGGAGGAACAAUACGUGUAUCAGCUUCUCUCAUCGCACUCUGGCCUGGAGACGCUUUCGAUUAUGUACAGCGUCCCUUUCGGUCUUCUACUCUGGUCCAUGGCAUCGUUCCUCCUUGCUUUCGCAUUUCUGUGCUUCUCCUUUGAUUCGACCUUCGCCGGGAACAGUUUGGCCGUGCGACUGCCCAUUGCAGCGAUGUGGAUUCUUGUCUUAUCGCCGCUCAUCUGGUAUUUCUUUGCGAUGGGAACGCUAGCAGAGGCAUGGCAGUGGCCUUGGGGCCUGAUCAAGAACGCCCUGAGUGGCUUGCGGAAAGAGAGGCUCCUCGCGCGCCGUACGGACGUAAAUACUCGAGGCCCGGACGUGUAG